UUUCGAGGGAUAGAAAUAUAUACCUUCAUAAAAAUCAUAAAAAUUAAAAAUAAUUAAAAUUAUUAUAUAUUUAUUAUUAAAUUAUAUAAUUAUACUUUGAUUUUUAAAAAUAAGUAUUUUGGUAUAAUUUUGGUUAAUUUGAUAUAAAUAUUAAUCAAAAUAUAUUUAUAUAUUAUAUUUCAAAUAUUAUUUCUUUUCAUUAAUUACGUAUACUAUUAAUCAUUAUAAAUUUAUUUUACUGUUUUUACAUUGUUUAGUAACAAAUAUAUAUUAAAUUUAAUUUAUUUUCUAUAUUUAUAUUUAUUUACUACUUAUUGCUGCCUAUUUAAAAAUGGCUCGUGACAUAUUUGUCCUGUGAGGUUAUUUUAAAUAAUAUAUAUAUAAAAAAAAAAUAGGAAAUAAUUCUUAAUAAAAUAAAUAAUACAAACAUUUAUACAAUGAAUAAUAGAAAUAUUUAUUUAUUACCAAAACUUAACUCUGCUUUUAUUGAAGAAAAUUGGAAUGAAUUAUUAAAUCUUCUUAAUCCGAAAAUAUUUAGAAUUUCUGAAUCAGAGGAAUUAAUUGCUUUUUCAAUCUUAGCAAAAGUAGCAGAAAUUCUUACAACUGAAAAUCCUGUUAUUCCAAAUAAUAUAAAAAUUGUUUGUUUAAAAUGUUUAGGAAAUUCUUGUGUCAACAGUUAUAUACAUAAAGAAUAUAUUUCAAUUGAUAUUGAACGUGGAACGUAUAGUCAUAAAUUAUAUUCUAUUUUAGCAAAUAAUGAAAAUAUUAAAGAAAUGAAAAUAUCUAAUUCUUAUCCAUUCAAUUCUCAUUUUCCUUAUGAAGGUGUCAUAGAUUGGACAUCAAACUUUAUUACAUCGCAUAUGUUGGAUAAUGAUUUGGUAGAUGAAAAAUUAGAAAUUUUAAGAUUAUGUAUUCAAUUUCUUUGUAAUCUAUUUACAUUUGCAUCUAUAAAAAAUAGCGAUCAUCUAGAUCAAUAUAAUAUACCAAAAUAUUUAUAUGAUACUAAUUUAAAGGAUAUAAUAAUAAAUAUAACAAAUUGUGAACAUAUGUCACUUGUUAAAGCUUCAUGUGCAUUUAUACAUAAUGCUUUAAAAAAAUAUGAAGGAAAUACUUUUUUAGAAAGAGAAAAAAAACAUUUGUGUUCACAAUUGUUAAAACCAAUUAAACAAGAUUUUGAAAGUGCAAAAGAAGCUCUUAUGCUUUUAUUACUUGAAAGAAAUAUAUUAGAAAAUAUAUAUAAUGAUAUGACUAUUGAAAAUAAAUUAUAUUUAUUAGAAAUCAUUUGUAAUGAACUUUCAAAUUCAAUACAUAAAUUUAAAAGCGAAUAUAUAUUUACAAAGGAUACAAUUGAAUUUUUGAUUGAAAGAUUUUGUAAAAGAAGUGAUUUAAUUUUAAAAACAGUGGACAUAUAUUUAGAUGAAAUGGAACCUAUAGAAAUUGUUAUUCUUCUUGAUAUUAUUGGAAUCUUGACAUCAAAAUUUUGUGAAGAAUAUAAUUUUCUGAAUAAUUAUAAAAAUUUACUUAUUAAUUGUACUUAUUUAUUAAAAUCUAUUCAAAUGAUUGGAAAACAAUCAGAUAAUCAUUUUACACCAUUACAAAAAUUAAGUGAUGUAACUUUAGCAAUGAAAUUAACAAAUAAUAAUUCAGAAGCAUUUUCAAAUAGUAUAGAAUUUAAAGAAAAUAGAAGUAAAUUGAAUUCAACGAAAAACGAUUUUCAGAAUCAUCCCACAUUUGGUUUUAAAGCUGGUUUAAUAAGGAUUAUUGGAAAUAUAUCAUAUAAAAAUAAGGAAUAUCAAGAUCUUCUUCGUGAAAUGGACGUUAUUCCCUUGCUUCUGGAUUGCUGUAAUAUAGACGCGAGAAAUCCACUUAUAAUGCAAUGGACGAUCCUCGCAUUGCGGAAUUUAUGUGAGGAUAAUCCUUCGAAUCAAGAGAUCAUCCGAAAUAGCAGUAGAAUCGGCGUUGUGGAGAAUAGUGUGCUACAAGAAAUGGGUGUCACGCUGCACGAGGAUGAGGAAGGAAAAAAGAUCGGAAUCGUGCCUUUACCGCGUGAAUGAAAACGUUAUUGAAUUUAUUAUUUAUUAAAUUUUCAAUCAAUAUAUUUAAUUAAUUAAAUUUAUUAUUUUAAAUUGAAGUUUUUUAACAAAAAUUUUUAUCGUUCACAUAGAUUGGAAUGAAAAAGAGAAUUGAACGAAUUGAGAUAAUGAAAAAUUAAUGAUUCUGAUAUUUUUGGAUAUAAGGUAAAGAAUGUACAGUAAUAAUAAUUAAUAUUUGCUCUAUUUUUUUAUAUUUUUAGAUCAAUUUUCUUCGAUUUGUUUUUUUUUAUUUUGAUGAAAUUACAAUUAUACAUAAAACCAAUCAAUUAUACAUAAAAAUUCAAACAGAUAAUAUAAAAUAAUAAAAUGAAAAAUGUAACAGCUAUAAAAUUCAUUUAUUUACGUAUAAUUUUGAAUUAAAGGAAUAGCGGUUUCUUUGGCGAGACGAUCGUUUUCUCAUGAACUCGGUCGGUCAUCAGAUGCAUAAUCACAGUGCUCAUGUUAAUUAUAUUAGUAUUCACUAGCAUAUAUAUCGAUACUUCUCCGGAUAAGGUAUCGGUGAUCUCUUUAUCGGGAGUUAGACCGCAAUAAUUAUUCGAGAGUUAGACCGAUUGCAAACGUAUCUCUCGUGGCGUGUGUUGACUGUAAAAUAAGCCUACAAUUAUAGUACAUGAUAGGUACCAUUACAUGAAAUAUGAUAUCAUAUUGCGUAAAGAGACAUUAUAUCUGCAUUCGCGGCCAACUGAUUUACGAUACAAUAAAAGCUGCUACGGGUUCACGGUCUAUUAGCAGUUACUAAUGCAGUUAUACAACUGUACUUUCGCAUCUGUCAUGUGAAUUUGUUUUCAAACAUCUACUUGACAUCGUCUCUAUCAUUACUAUUAUUUUUCUAAGAAAAAACGAAUUGUUUUGAUCUCUUUAAAGAUUUAAAUCGAAUUAUUGCGAUUUUCCUUUAAGAUUUCUUGUUCUCUAAAUAUUGAUUUGAAUUAAUUAAAAAUAAAUUAAUUUUUGUCCUCUCGCUGUUAUAAAUUUAAAACAUAUAUUUUUUUUAAAUCUUUAACGUUAUUUAUUUCUUUCUAUUUCUAAUUCUUAAUAUCUCGAUUAACGCAUUUUCUUUUUCUAUAUAGAUCUAGAAUAGAGAUCAUUAGUUACAAAUUGUUUACUUAAUAUAUCAUCACUUCAUGCGUAAAUUAAUAAAAUUUGUAUCAUUUAAAGUACCUAAAAAAAUAUCAAUAGAAGAUAAAGUUUUAAAAAUUACAAAUAAAAAUUAUUAUUACUCAAUAGGUAAAUUAUAAUUAUAAUAUAUUAUACGUAUUAUAGAUAUAUUAAAAUUGUUAAUAUAUUAUACAAUAUUUAUAUCGCAUAAUAAUCAUUUCUUCUUUUAAUCAAUAGUGGCGGUAAUUUUGAAUUUCUCUUUUGCCACCAACGUUGUUUCGACAACUAGAUCCAUAUUUUCUCAGGUUUGAAUAGAAAUCGACAGGUAAUUACAUUGAUAUCGCGAUAGAAAUUCGUUUAACGUGAGUCACGGUUUAUGUAAAUGUUUUAUAAAAUAUAAUGAUACGUUUCUAUCAAUACGCGAACAUGAUUCACGAUCUAAUCGAGUCUAACCAACUGUUCGUUGAUUUAUGGUCUAUUGUGCGUAAAGAAUUACAUCUCGUUCAUACAUUUUCUUAUUUUAUUAUUAUUCAUUAUCAAAUUACCUUACAUUUGUUAUUUAAUUUUUAUUUAAUCGUCAUUUAAUUCGGGUAAUCCAUUCAAUGAAUGGAACGUAAAAAAAAAAGAAAACAAAUCGUAUUAUAAUCGAAAAUUAUAAUGUAAAAAAAUUAUAAAUUUCGAAUAAGAAAUCUUUUGUUGUGAGAAUCUUUGUUGUUAGAAUGUGAUACUUAUAUUGAAAUAAAAGAAUUACAAUUUUUCUAA
Molecule: messenger RNA, 3950 nt
Organism: Apis cerana (Asiatic honeybee)
Lineage: Eukaryota; Metazoa; Arthropoda; Insecta; Hymenoptera; Apidae
Product: ataxin-10
Biological process (GO): neuron projection development
Cellular component (GO): cytosol
Source: RefSeq, a predicted model, not a curated record